Pungitius pungitius (ninespine stickleback) is the source of this 5950-nucleotide messenger RNA. RefSeq names its product pogo transposable element derived with ZNF domain b (gene pogzb). Lineage: Eukaryota; Metazoa; Chordata; Actinopteri; Perciformes; Gasterosteidae. The record is from RefSeq and is a predicted model, not a curated record. The transcript has 19 exons. The coding region runs from base 293 to 5635 and encodes 1780 amino acids.
GACCGCCAAGGAGACAGUGUCGUUGUGUGUUUGUUCAUGUUUGUUGUUGUUGUUGUUGUUGUUGUGUUGUUGUUUCUCUUCAACCUUCCACCAUGAAGAACCCGCAGGUCUCUGCAGCCAGAGGGACGCAGCGCGGUCUCCGCAGGAAGUGACGUUAAAAUCGCCGUUGGCCAAUCCGCGCCGGCGACACAAAGAGGAGACGGAAGACCCGCCUCCAACCUCCUGAACCCGAACGCGGCCGGAGCAGAACCGUGCGAACCGGUCCGCGCUCUGCAGCUGCAGGAGAAGCAACAUGGACACGGAGUUGUUUAUGGAGUGUGAUGAAGAGGAGCUGGAACCAUGGCAACAGGUGGAAGACAGCGUGGAGGAAGACGACAUAGACUUCAUGGACAGCGGUUGCGAGCCAGGAGAGGAUUCUCCUCUUCCAGCCUCUGGGACUCCUCCUCCUACAGCUUCGCCCCUCCUACAGAUUGUCUGCUCCUCUGCGAAACCUCCUGUUCCUCCUCCUUGCCCAUGUCCCUCCUUCAUGAACUCCUCUUGCCUCACCCCGCCCUCCACACCUGCCGUGGCCCCGCCCCUGGUGGCCCAGGCCCCGCCCCUCUUCCUGACACAGACGGCGGGUGGGACGUUCCUCCUCCCGGCGCCCCCUGGAACGCACCAGGGCCAGCCUAUCCUCCUCACCACUCAGGGCUUCCCAGGGAUGAACCGCGGCGCCCCUCUCCUGCUGAACCUGCAGCCGGGUCAGACGGUCCAGCCUCUCACGCUGAUCCAGUCGCAGUCACUGGGUCAGCUGGUCCGGCCCAGCGUGGGCGUGUCCCCAGUCCAUCAGGCGGUCCAGGCAAGAGCAGGCCCCGCCCCCUCACACGUCUCUAGCGCCGCCAUGCAGCUGCCCAAUACGCUGACCUUGCUCACCGGCACGCCAGCACCCGUUAACCUUCUGAUGACAGAAGUGGGCGGAGCCAACUGCCUGAAGGUGGCGGCUUGCCCCGCACUUCCCUCUGGAUCGGCCAAUGGCGUCGUUAGAAUCUCUCCGAUCAGCAGCGCUCCUGACCCCGCCCCCAUCUCCUCCGUGGUUCCCGCCCGCUGCAUGACCCCAUCGCUGACCUCCAACCCCCUUAGAGUGGUGAUGAGCGUGGAGGAGUUCUACUACGGGACGCUCGAGGGCGACCCGAGUCUACGGAAGCCGGUGGGGAUCAGAACCUCCUCCUUCACCUGCCAGAUCUGCACCCACCUGGCCGAGAACAACCUGAGGUUGAUGCAGCACAUGCUCCAGCACUCAGAGUUGGUUGGAGCAACAAGUGAAGACAGGAGGUGCUGCAAGUUCUGUUACCGACAGUUCUCUUCUCCGGCUCAGCUGCAGAGCCACGAGGAGCAGGUGCAUGGCCCCGCCCUCUCCUCCUGUUUGUGUCGUAUCUGUGAGUGGGCGUUUGAGAACGAACCGGCUUUCUUGAACCACAUGAAGUCCAACCACAAACCCGGAGAGAUGCCCUACCUCUGCCAGGUGUGUUCCUAUCGCUCGUCGUUCUACUCCGACCUCCUGCAGCACUUUGCCAGCUUUCACAGAGACUCUGGCUUCUUCAUGUGCCUCUUCUGCCUGAAGGUGACCAGAAACCCUGUCACCUACCAGCAGCACCUGUUGAGACACAAGAUGAACCAGGCGUUCCACUGCAACAGGUGUCGUCUUCAGUUCAUCUUCCUGAAGGACAAGAUUCAGCACAAACUGGAAAACCACCGCAGCUUCCGUCGUCCCGCUGAGCUCGAAGGGUUGUCCCCGGGGUCAAAGGUCACCAUCAGGACCUAUGGGAAGAUCAGGCCUCUGACGUUAGCAUGUGGCCGGCUGCUCCAGAGCCCCGACUCCCUCGUCCAGCCAAUCAACAUCAAGAGUGAGAAGUCUCCGCUCCAAAUGAGUCCCGCCCUCCGCAGGUCGCCGCCGCCGCCCUUGACCCAGAGGCAGGUCGGCCGCCGAAUCCAUGUCAACAGGUCUUCCGGUGGUGACGGGGACCAUCUGGUGUGUUUGGAGUGUGGGACCCAGGUGCUCGACUUCUCGGCUCACUACCCGACCCACGUCCGGUGUCUGCUGUGUCCCUACAGCAGCUGCUGCUCCAGAGCCUACGCCUCCCACAUGAUCCAUCACCACGUGCCGCGGACCAAAGACAAAGUCCUUCCCCUGCACAGACUCCCUCCUCCGUGUGUGUACCUGCUGUGCUGCUCUCAGUGUGACUUCAGCCCUCAGACCGCCGAUCAGAUGGCUAAACAUCUACUGAGGAACCCGCUGCACCACAGCGCCACCUGCAGGCCACGCAGCGCCAUUGAACCAGACAUCCAAUACCGCCCCCCCGCAGAUGGAGAAGAACCAGUCCCGAGCGCAGACCUGCCCGAUCCGUCCUGGAGGUCAGCGGGUCGUUGGAAACGGCCGUCGGAGAGCGACGAGUCUGCAGCCGUGGUCCCGUUCCAGCAGAGCGCCGGGCCGUACCACUUUCUGUCAAAGAACACGGACGCCAUCGACUUCUUUCACCUGCUCUUUCCUCAGGAGCUCACAGAGCUGAUCGCCAAGGAAACCAACGCCCAUGCCAAGACCUGCCGUUUCAUGGGCCUCGGCUGCUUGGACUGGGUUCCCACCACCGUGCACGAGGUCAAGGGCUUCCUCGGCCUGGUCAUCUUGAUGGGGAUCCACAACCUUCCCGACCCGUCGCACUACUGGUCCUGGAGCCACUACGACAACAGCUACACCUUCUGUCGCGCAAUGAGCUUCAGGCGCUUCCAGCAGAUCGCCGCCAACAUCCGGAUGGGCAGCUUUGCCACGGAGGAGCUCCGUGGAACCGGCGACCCCAGCGACCCGCUGCACGUCUUCCGGCCGAUGCUGCGCCUCCUGGGCGCCGCCAUGUGGGGCGCCUACGAGCCCAACUGCUGCUUGUCCGUGGACCGGGCGCUGCUGCCCGGCCCCGAUGAGGCGGGCCCCAGGACCCGGCCCCAGGCGUGGCUGCUUUGCGACUCCAAGUCUGGCUACUGCCACCGCCUCUUCGUCCAGGCCGGGGAGCGGGGGGGGGGGGAGGAGGGCCCGGCGCAGGGCUUCACCGUGGUGCCAGAGCUGGUGGGGGAACUGGAGGGCAAACACCACCAGCUCUACCUGGCCAGUUCGCUGGCGUCCGUGCCGCUCAUGCGAAAGCUUCUGGACGUGGGCAUCUACGCCUCCAGCUCCUUCCCACCGCUCAGCCCCGUCCUGCCCAGGGAGCUGUGGGAGGAGGGUCGCCUGGAACGACCCGGGGACUUCCUGCAGAGACGGUUUGGCCCACUGCUGGCCACCCGCUGGAGGGACACCAAGGAGAUGGGCUGCCUGUCAACCAACGCGGCCGCCGGCGAGCAGGACACUGUCUGGAGGAGGUCUCAGACCAGAGUGGGCGGGCUGGACCCCGUGGACCGCCCCAUGGCCUUCUGCCUCCUGCAGGAGAACAUGCGAGGCGUCGACAUCUGCAAGCAGCUGCUGGCCUGCAACCCGCUGGGAGGGAUCCUCCAGGACCGGCACUGGCGCAGACUGUUCUGGUUCCUGGUAAACCUGAGCGUCGUGAACUCCUUCAUCGUACUGCGGGAAAGCCGCAAGGAGAACCCGCCGGCCUGGGUGCAGGACGGCCUCUUCACGCAGGUCAGCUUCCGCAAGCGCCUGGGCAACCAGCUCGCCAAGUGCGCCCAGAACCGCUCCGAGGCCGCGGCAAUCGCCGGCUCCCGCCCCACGACCAGGCCGGAGGCGCCAGUCGAGCAGAGGCACCGCAUGGGUAAGAUCAGCAGCAUCUCCAAGAGGUGCAAGACCUGCCGCCUGAAGAACCUCCGCCACGAGAGCGUGUACGGCUGCGUCGUCUGCAGGGCGAACCUGUGCAAACAGCCCAGCUGCUUCUGGGAGUUUCAUGGCCUCUCACCCAGGAACAAAGGAUCGACAAGAGUGGGAUUCAUCAAGGACAGAAUCAGUGGAGAGGUCACGGUGUCCGAGGUGGAGGACAACGUGGACGGGGCCAUGGCGCCCGUGGAGGACUUGGAUUUCUCUGACAACGGCGACAUAGAAAACGAGGACGCCGACGACGUCAAGGAAGAACUCGUCGGCGAAGUGAAACCCCCGACGCCUCGCCCACCCGCCGCCGCUAAAGACGAUUUGCUCACCGCCCGCAAGCUCCGCGUCGCCCUCUCGGCGCUGUGUGACGGACUUGGCCAGGCCUCCAGGGUGUUUCUCACGGAGCCGCGCCUCAUCCGGUCCUGGCUGCGGGAGGCCGGGAGACGCCAAAGGUCGGCCGGGCAGGAGCAGCCCAAGUCCAACGCCGGCGGCGCUGACCGCAUGGUGGCCUGGGUGCUGUCCAUGCGCGAGCAGCAGCUUCCCAUCUCAGAGAGCAACUUCUUUCGCAAGGCCUCCGUGCUGAAGAAGAAAGGGGGCUUCAGCGAUGCCUUCCGCAUUUCCUACAACUGGGCCGUGGGCUUCAUGCUGAGGCACCGACUGGGCCUCCGCCGUGCCGGCAGCCCGGCCGCGCCGGCUCCGCUUCUGCCGCCCUCCCUGGAGGCCAAGGUCGACUCCUUCAGGGGCUUCACGCAGAAGGUCGUCCGGGCCGGCGGACUAGCGGACGGCGCCGUUGCCGCCAUGGACGAAUUGUGUCUAUUCGUGGAUCUACGGCUGGUUCAGGACAAGUCCCGGCGUUCUGAGGCACUGGAGCUCACCGGGUCUCUGCCGCUGGUCACCGUGUACCUGGCGGCGCUGGCCGACGGGACCAUGUUGCCGUCCGUGGUUCUGGCGAAUCGGCGGAUGGCUGAGAAGGUCCUGCCCGAGUUUAUCCUCACCGGACCGGGAGGCCUGCCGGUAGAAGAAGCCUUGGAUCUGUGGACCAACGAGGUUUGGCUGAAGCACGUUUCCAGACCCGCCAGGCCCCGGAAAUCCAUGCUGGUCCUGGACCGGCACCGAGAGCACACAGGAGAUCCGUUUCUCGCCAUUAUCGGCGGGGCGGGAACCCUGCCGGCCGUGAUCCCGGGAGGCUGCUCUUCCCGUCUCCAGCCGCUGGAGGUCUGCGCGAGGCCGGUCCUGCAGCGGUUCCUCUUGGCUCGUUGGGCCAAGUUCACUGCCGGGAACCCGGAGGAGCUCGAGGAAACGGCGCCGCACCAGCUCCAAGCCAACGUGGCCCAGCUGCUGGUCGACUGGUUGGUCGAGGCCUUGGGGCACUUGAACCAGCUGCCGUGGCUUUGGGAGAAGUCCUUCCGCCUGACGGGCCUUCUGCCGAAAGAGGGGUGCGAGGUGGAGGGGACGAUGAGCCCGGAGGAGGUCCAAGCAGACCUUCUCAAACGCCUGACUGAGGUCCUGCUGGGGCCCGAAGCUUCAGGUGACAAUCACCCCGAGCUGCUGGAGCCGGAGGAUGACGAGGCCGGCGACGAGGAUCAGGGAAGAGAAAAGGAUGCGAUCAGAGGCGAGGAAGAAAAGAAGGAGACAGGGGAGGACGUGAAAAAAGAAGCAGAGAAGCCUGAGGGGGACAGCGAGGAGAGAGGAGAGGAGACGGCCAACGACACGAAGGAAGCAAGCAGGAAGAGACGCGAGACCAGGAUCGUGAUCGGAGAGGAAGUUGGCGACGAGUGGAAGAUAACGGGGAAGAGCCGCGUGGAAGAAAGCUGAAGCAACGACCGAGACGCGAAAGUGGGACGUCAAGCGGGUGGCGGCGGCGGCUGUGGCUCCGCCCACAAACGUACCUCUCCAGGUGGAGACUUUAAGCUGCCUCAGGUGUGUCAUCAAGUUUUUGUUUGAGCUACAAAUAAGCUGGAUCUUUAUUUCAUAUAUAUAUAUAUAUAUAUAAUCUCGUAAAGCUGAUUGGCCGGUCAGGAACAUGUGACCCGAACAUGUUAAUGGAUAUCAACCCGCAGAAGAAUGAUAUAUUGUACAGACGAUGUGACUGAUGGUGAUGCAUUCUAUUAAAAAAAAUACAAACAUGUU